This is a messenger RNA of Cokeromyces recurvatus, 516 nucleotides long. RefSeq lists its product as uncharacterized. The coding region runs from base 1 to 516 and encodes 171 amino acids. The transcript is spliced from 3 exons. NCBI's taxonomy places the organism in Eukaryota, Fungi, Mucoromycota, Mucoromycetes, Mucorales, Mucoraceae. The record is from RefSeq and is a predicted model, not a curated record.
AUGAAAGCCAUUCUUGAUAAAUGUAUCCAAGUAAAAUCUAUACAAGUUAAAAAGGACAAUGGAAAAAAAAAAGGUACCACUUCAAUUACUUAUGUGAUAUUCACCGAUGACUGUCUAUGGCAAUUACAACUACCAAAAAGUGGCAAAUACUUGCAGUUGGCCAUAAGUAGGUUGAUGUCAGAAAGCAAUUAUUUCGGACACUUAACAUCUAACACUAUAAGUGAAAACUCGCUGUUUAAUAUUUCAUGUGAUAUUACUACUGACUUCUUGAAAUGUAUAGAAAGAUGGUUUGAGAAGGAAUUAACAGAUAUUAUGAAACUGCUAUUGAAUUUGGAGCAACUCUUGCAUUACGUUUGCAUGAAUAUUGGCUUAGGGGAUUUGGUUUUCUCUGUAGGUGUGUAUGAUCUGAUGAAGGAUAAAAUUCUUAUAAGUAGCAACUCGCAGUUAGAAGAUUCGAUGGACUCUGAUGCAGUAGAAUUGAAAGAUGUACUCAAAUGCCCGUACCUUAUUAAGUGA